Messenger RNA from Corticium candelabrum, 1748 nucleotides. Its product is annotated as neurotrypsin-like. The record is from RefSeq and is a predicted model, not a curated record. The transcript has 5 exons. Lineage: Eukaryota; Metazoa; Porifera; Homoscleromorpha; Homosclerophorida; Plakinidae. Bases 477 to 995 code for a protein of 172 amino acids. Gene Ontology annotation, cellular component: membrane.
UCGAGGAUGUGGGUUUUGAAGUUUAUUCAUGUACUGUAGGUACUCAUUUACGUCCAACUAAGUGAUUGCAUUGAAAUCCAAAUGCAAGAAGUUAUUUCUGUGCAGCCCGAGUUGGGCACAGGUAUCUCUGCUAGUUACUAAAUCAUUGCACACUCUCUAACUGUACUAAUAAGUAUAUUUGUUUAAGUGGAAAAGAACUUGUGUAAUUUGCUGCUUACAUUUACCUUGUUAUAUAGAUUUCUUUCUUACUGUUGUUUUACUCUUUUACAGCUUCAACAGGAACUGUACGUCUGUCUGGAGGUUCUCUAAGCAAACAAGGCAGAGUGGAAAUUUAUCACAAUUUGGAAUGGGGCACGGUGUGCGAUGAUGCCUUCGAUAUCACGGAAGCUAAUGUCGUAUGCCGUCAGUUGGGAUUCUCCGGUGCUGUGUCUGUUUACACUGGCGCUCAUUUUGGUGAAGGCACAGGAGAAAUUUGGAUGGACAACGUUCACUGUAGCGGUACAGAGUCUUCACUUAGUGACUGCUCAUUUGAUGGUUGGAGCGUCACAGAUUGCUCGCACUCUGAAGACGUAGGCGUUACGUGCUCUUUAUCUACUGCGACUGCACAUGCAUACGGAGAUAUACGUCUCGUUGACGGGCCUUCAUCUAAAGAAGGACGUUUGGAACUAUUUGACGGUACACAAUGGGGUACAGUUUGUGAUGAUGGUUUCUCGGACUCGGAAGCUCGAGUUGUGUGUCGCCAACUGGGUUAUUCCACUUCUAAUGUGGACGCCCGUGGUAACGCGUACUACGGAUAUGCAAGUGGCCACAUUGUUCUUGACGACGUUGAUUGUGAUGGCGACGAGAGUCGAUUAUUGUCUUGCUAUCACCGUCGUUUGGGACAAUCAGACUGCUCUCACUCCGAAGACGUCGGCGUUAAAUGCAGUAAUAAUGCAUUUCCUGCGAUAUCGAUGGUUGUUUCCAUGUUACUGAACCGUUGUUUUGUUAUUAGGUGAUUUAAGUGUGGCUGCGAUUAUUGCCAUCGCUGUGACUGUUCCUCUCGUUAUUAUCAUUAUUGUUAUCGUCGUGGUUGUUGUCUUGUGUCGACGUUGUAGGGCAAGAAGAACUACAUCUACUACAGUGAUGUAUACUGGUGGUGUUCAGCAACCAGGAGUUGUAGUUCCUGGGCAACCAGGACUUGUAAUUCCUGGGCAACAUCCCGGACAGACUGCGGGGUCCCAGUCUUUGUAUCCGCCAUCUCAGUCUUAUCCUCCACCUCAUUUUUAUCCCCCACAGCAACCUUAUCCAUCACCUCACGUUUUUAACCCGCGUAAUGAAUCAGAAAUCCAGUCACCUUCUUACGAGAUGUCGGUAGAGCAGGAACACGGUCAUCCUACACAAGUUGAUGCGUACCGUCCUCAUCAGCCAUACGGGUAUGGUCCAGCGGCAGGAAGCGGGUAUCCGCCUCAAGGCUGACACUGAGAACUAAAUGUUAGCCGCUGUUGUUUGUUGAGUAGCGUCAGGAUUGGAAUUUGUGAAGAAGGCUACUUGAUGUUGCGCUGCAAACUAGAUGGUACUUGCUGUUUGCUGCUUGCUGAUAGAAUUAGUGACGUGCUGUGUGCAUUGAUUGGCUCGUGUCAUGUUCUCAUAUAUGUUGCUUGACUUGUUUGUCGUGUACGUCUGCACAUGUAGUUCCAGAUUACUUUUUCGUUGGUACUUAUAUCUGUUCUUUGAUGUACAAUAUUGCAAUUUAUUGAUUCCAAGCUCAA